AUGGCCUCGCUCUCGCCGCUCUCGCCGCUCUCGCCGGCUGCAUGCACAGAGGUGCUAGACACCCACUGCCACCUCCACACGGGAUCCGGUCAGUCCCAAAUGGUCGGCGCCGGCGCUGUGAGCAUGGCGGUCGCCGAGAGCGACGACUGGGACAUGCUCGCGGAGUGGCUCGAGUCGGGCCCAGACUCGGCAGCGGCGUCGGCAUCGGCCUCGCCGUGGCGCAUCGGUGGCUACGGGACACAUCCGUGGUAUGCCACCUCGGUUGUCGAGCUGCCGUCGCUGAGAGUCGACGAUCUGCCGACCGAUGCCACUGUCUCGGCCGCCGUCGCGAGCUACAUCGCCCGCCUCGGCGACCGGCUCGACGCUGCGGCGGCGGCCGGGCACACAGUCAUUGUGGGCGAGAUCGGAGUCGACAAGUUCCGCGGCUGGCAUCCGCAAGCCGAGGCCGAUGGCGAGGUGCCCGACGGAUACGCCGAGAUGUCGCGGAACGGGCGGAAUCGGCUGGCCUUUAACAUCGCCCAGAAGCCGCUGUUUGAGGCCCAGUUUGAUCUCGCGGCUGCACGCGGCCUCCCGGUCUCCAUCCACUGUGUCCAGGCCGGUGGCUACCUGUUUGAGUUUCUGGCAAGCGCGAGCCGCCGCGGGCUUGUUCCGUCGGGCGUCGCCCUGCAUUCGGUCUCGCUCAAAGCCGGGCUAAUCACCUCACUGCUGGCCAUCCGCGGCCCGCUCGCGGACGUCCUGUUCUUUGGCCUCUCGCCGGCCAUCAACUACUCAAGCCCGCGAAGCGCCAAGCUCACUGACGCAGCAAUUGCCCUUAUUCCGCGCGAGCAAGUCCUGCUCGAGUCGGACUUGGAAGAGUACGAGGCCAACGAGCAGGCUGCUGACUACACGCCGCUCGUUGCCGCGCUCGCUGUCGCCUGGGACGCUACUCUCGCUGAAGUCAUCGCCAUCACCAGCGCCAACGCCCGCCGCUGGCUGGCGGGCCUUGCCCCGUCACCGGUGCAAAGCUGCUAG
Messenger RNA from Thecamonas trahens ATCC 50062, 1011 nucleotides. RefSeq lists its product as uncharacterized. NCBI's taxonomy places the organism in Eukaryota, Apusomonadida, Apusomonadidae. Gene Ontology annotation, molecular function: hydrolase activity, acting on ester bonds. The record is from RefSeq and is a predicted model, not a curated record. The coding region runs from base 1 to 1011 and encodes 336 amino acids. The transcript has a single exon.